Molecule: messenger RNA, 4258 nt
Organism: Cervus elaphus (red deer)
Lineage: Eukaryota; Metazoa; Chordata; Mammalia; Artiodactyla; Cervidae
Gene: SNX16
Product: sorting nexin 16
Exons: 8
Coding region: 300-1331 (343 amino acids)
Biological process (GO): endosome to lysosome transport; early endosome to late endosome transport; protein targeting to lysosome
Cellular component (GO): extrinsic component of endosome membrane; early endosome; late endosome
Molecular function (GO): phosphatidylinositol binding
Source: RefSeq, a predicted model, not a curated record
CUUCCGGGAGCGGCGGCGGCCCAGUCCCUCCCUCCGCCUGGCGGGGACCCUGGGCCCGCGGCCCGCACGGAGGCGGGCGGGGAGCAGCUGUUUUCGGGAAGCGAGUCACGUGAGUUCUCUGGGCGUUGUGGCUGGAGACCGAAAGCUGCCUUGAGGCAGGGUCGGAGUUAACCCUCCCAGGGCAGCGCGCCCGGAGCAGAGAGUGAAUUCCUAAGAAGAAAAUAAUGUAUUGCUUAUUACUUGUUCUCUAAUUGUUCGGACUCAGAAGUGUGCAAGUUUGUUACAAACGCCAAAAGAAGAUGGCAACUCCUUACGUUCCAGUUCCUAUGCCCCUAGGGAACUCUGCUUCCAGUUUUGCAACCAACAGAAACCAAAGAAGUUCUUCUUUUGGGAGUAUCUCAACAAGCUCAAACUCUUCCAAAAGCCAGUUAGAAGAUUCAAAUAUGGGUAAUUUUAAACAGACCAGUGUAUCUGACCAAAUGGAAAGCACUUCAUCUGUCUGUAGCAGUCCCCUCAUUAGGACUAAAUUUACAGGUGCAGAUUCUUCCAUUGAGUAUUCUGCUAGACCAAGAGAAAGUGAAGAACAAAGUCCUGAAACAGUGAAUUUGGAAGAUAGACCUUCUACACCUAUUAUCCUGGGUUAUGAGGUGAUGGAAGAAAGAGCUAAAUUUACUGUAUAUAAAAUAUUAGUAAAGAAGACCCCAGAAGAAAGCUGGGUAGUUUUUAGAAGAUACACUGACUUCUCUAGGCUUAAUGAUAAAUUAAAAGAGAUGUUUCCAGGCUUUCGAUUAGCCCUUCCACCAAAACGCUGGUUUAGAGAUAAUUACAAUGCCGACUUUUUAGAAGAUAGGCAAUUAGGAUUACAAGCGUUUCUUCAGAAUUUAGUAGCUCACAAGGACAUUGCUAACUGCCUUGCAGUGAGAGACUUUCUUUGUCUGGAUGAUCCACCAGGUCCAUUUGAUAGCUUAGAAGAAAGCAGGGCUUUCUGUGAAACUUUAGAAGAGACAAACUACCGUUUUCAAAAAGAACUACUUGAAAAACAAAAAGAGUUGGAAUCACUGAAGAAGCUGCUCAGUGAGAAGCAGCUUCUUAUAGACGCUCUAGAAAACAGAGUCAGGACACUAUCUUUGAAACCUGAAGAAUCCCUGCUCACAUCAGGAACAGAAGCUAGACAGAUCCUAAAGGUGGAGCCCUCUGCGCUUGAGGUUGAUCAAGGUGUCCUGGAUGAAGAAUCUAGAGCUGCUAAUAAGCAAUACUCAAGUUUUAGUGAACCUAAAAAUUCCAUAUCAGACAUAGAAGUAGCAGAAGUGGCAUAUAAUGCAGAAGACUAAUGCAACUCCAGCGGUUCCUUCCAUUUUUACGUUCCUGUGAAUUUAGAAUAGAGUGACAAAUAUUUAAAAAGAAGAAAAAGAGACUGAAGCAUCGACAUUAAACUGCCAGAUUACACGUGUAUAAAGUUUACAUAAAGGAAAAUUUAAGUUAUUGGUGUAGGAAAUAUAUUCACUGUUGCUUUAAAUUGUCUUUUAGACAAACUUUGUAUUUAAUACACUAAAAAAAAUCUAGUUAAGACUUCUGUCAUCAAGGCCCACAUCCUUAAAUACUGUACAUAAAUUAUUUUGGUACUUUGCCAAUAUAUUGAUCCAGACUAACAUGGGUGAGCACGCUUUGUGUGUAUGUGUUUAAAUCACCAGUUGUAUUAGUUAAGUGGACAUAAAUUGCAUGUUGCUAUCUGUUGAAUAUAUACUUCCUUGUGUCUCUGACCUGAUAUAUUUUUAUUAAUGGUUUAUUUAAAUGAGUGGUAAAGAUGAGUUUUAAAUAUUGACAUGUUUAUCAUCUCUAAAUGAAAGUUGCUUAUUUGGAAUGUUACUAUUUACAAGAAGAAGAAAACUUUCUAAUACCAAAGCAAAACUCUGAAAGAGCUGUAAUAACAUAGCUAAAGUGAUAAAAUAGCUUUGAUUUGAAAAGCAAAUUCAUUAAUAUCCAAAUACUAUAAUAAGUGUACCAGUGUAUUAUAUGUUGCACUUAUUUAUUUUCCAUGUAAUCUUUAUCUUAAACCUCUACCUAUAGAAUUAAUGGGUUUGCCUUUUUCAGAACACUACCUCUUUUAGCUAAUCAGGGCAUACUCUUUUGAAAACACAGAUUCUAAGCAAAUAGGCAGUUAUACAGAAAAAUAAAAGAGAAAAAGCCAUAUAUCCUGCAGAGUUCCUAUAUCAACUCCUGGCUUUGCGUUUUUAUUUCUGUAUAUGUAAAUAUGUUGCUAUAAUGUAUUGAUGCUGAUUUUCUUAAUAUAUUUAGCUAAGUGAUGCACUUUAUGAUAAUUAAACUCCUUUGUGCCAAGUUUAAUUGGUGAAUUUCUUUAGUAACUGGAGUUAGGAAAAAGAAUUGUAUAGUGCCUUCACUAUUUCACCUUUUACAAAGUCUCCUAGAGUCCUGUGAGUCUGCUUUAUGAAAAAGAUGUUUAUUUCAGCUUUGCAUAUAGUUGUUGAAAGUGCCUUGUUUCGUUUUAUAGUAUGAAGUUACUCAUUUUAUUUUUUAUUUCUACUGUUUUGCAUAUUGUUGUUAAUAAGCAUGGUAAUCAUUCUAGCAUUUUGAAAUUCCAGUUGGUUUAUUGAACUGCAUAUGCUUUCUAAAAACUGAAGGAAACUUACUGGGGAAUUAGAAUAACAAUCUCCAUUUUUUCCCUCCUCUAAAAUUUAUCAGUGUCUUGAUACACAGCAUAUUAAGAUGUGAUUGUUUAAAAUUCAUCUGACAUAGAUAAACAGAUACAAUGGCUGUUGUUAGUCUUUGACCUAAAAAGGAGACUGCUUUUUACCAAAGUACCAAAACUUUUUUAAAGUUUUCAUCAAAAUGGACAGGUAUGCUUUAUCUCAGAAUAUUUUCAACAAAUUUUAUUAGAAAUAUGUUUGCUAUCCUGGGAAACAAAGAGUAUAAUAAAAUGAUCUACUGUUCAUUUCAAAAUGUUUAAAAAGGCUUAAAGAGAACAAUCAUUUAAAUUAAUAUCAUUUUUAGUCUAAUAAAACAUGAUAAUAAAUUCCAGGUAUUAUAGUGCUACAUAUAUGUCUGUUUUAAAGUGAACCAUACACUUUCAAAAUCUGGCCUUUCAGAAGAUUGUAUUUAAAACUUAAAUGGGUGAAGAAAAACUCUUGUUAAUUAGAGAAAUCACUAUUAUUUAUAUAUAUUUAGAAUUUAAUUUUUUUUACUUUUAUGAUGCAUUUUUUCCCAGUAUUAUAUUCAUUUAAUAAAUUAUUUUUUCAGUAAAUAGUAGCUGUCUUGUCAGAUCAUGAAUGCCAUUUUCCCCUCCAGUUUCUGUGUUCUUGUUGUCCCUUACAAUUAUUGUAAACUGAAUUGUAAUGGACUGUAGUGACUAACCCAACUGGUAUUUGCAGUCCUCUUCUUCGCCACCUCCAAAGUAAGAAUUGGGGAAGCUUGUUUUCUCAGCUCCCCUUGCAGCCAGGUUUGAGCCUGUGACAUAUAUAGUCAGUGACACAAAUGGACAUUUUCUGGUUAGCUGCAUCUGCUGCAUUUCACAGAUGGGGACUGAGUCUAUGAUUUUCUUUUUAAGUUUAUAUUACUGAUCAUUUUAAGUCUCUGAAUAGGUGCAGUGCACUUCAAAUGUAACCAAUAUUAGUAAAAAAUUUGAACAUAACUGAAAGAGAAAACAUUCUGUGAAUAGUUUUUUAACCUUUUGAAAAUUAAGUCUAUGUAUAAGAAAUACAACCAUAAAAUUCAGCAUUUAGAAUGUGUUCUAUCUACUAAACUUAGAUUAGCCAUUUAAAGCACAUGUAUUUAGAAAACCAUGGUUGAUCCACAAAUGUUUAUUUAAAGGAAGAAAACAUGGUCCUGAGAUAAAUCAUGUAGUUUACUGCACAUGCCUGUGAGAUUAGAAGGGAACAGUGGCCUCAGGUCUAAGAACAAUUAGUCUGGUUUUGAAAUGGGUUUUUAUUACUUCCAGUGAUAUUAAAACAAGUUUGUAUUCCCAACUAGUAAAGAAAGGAAUCUAAAUUUUCUGGGAGAUUUUCAAAGAGCUACGUAUUUGGUCCACAUUUUGAUUCUUCAUAGAAGUAGCUUUGUUCCGUUGCUGUUUGUUUCUAUGCUGUUGGCUUGUACUGGCAAAAAUGGUCAUCAAAACUUGUAAUUUCAAUACAUGUGUGUUUAAAACUGAUGUCUUCUCUGUCACAUUGUGUACCCUUUAUGAGAACUCAUGGGAGAAAAUUCUCCUAGGUCUCAGUUCCAGUAAACCUGUGCUUCUCCUGAACAA